UUUAAAUACAUACAUCGGUGACUUAUUAUUCUGUUGUAAUACGAAAUAAUAGGUUAUUAAGUCUUAUGAUAAUUUACGUAACUUCUGAUCCUUUGAUAUUGAAGAAAUUAUCGACAAAAUCAUGCCGAUGAGAAAUCAUGUCGAUAGUUUAUUCUGCGGCUUCGAUUUCAUCGUGAUAGAAUGUAAAAAUUAUUCGAACGCAAAUGAAAAUUACAACAGUUGCGCUGUAGUUCAGUCACUUGUCUUAUAUCAGAAAUGGCGCAAAAUCAAGGUGCACGCUUCCGUGAAAAUCGGAUAUUAUAGGGCCUCGUCAAAAAGAAGGAAUGCUACGAAAAAUAUGACAGGACAAGAUGAGGAUGUAUCUUUCCAUUUGGGAGAAAUGUUUGAUAGCUAUGAAGAAUUGGAACACAAGUUGGAGAGAUUUUCAAAGCGUAGUCUAGUUCACUACUGGAGAAGAGACAGUAGGACUGUUAAUGGAGCUCAUAUGAAAACUGCUCGUCCAAUUAGCGAACGUUUAAAAUAUUAUUCUGUCAAAUAUGCAUGUAUUUAUGGUGGUCAGAAGUUUUUACCACGUGGAGCUGGCAGAAGACAGUCCCAGUUAGUUUAUAAAAUUAUAUCGAUAAGAACAAAUUGUCCUGCUCAUAUUAUGUUAAGAGCAUCAAAAGAUGGUACAAAGCUAGAGGUAACUAGUGUCAAUAAUGAACAUAAUCACGAAAUUUCAGAGGAACUGUUCAAAAAUCUUCCACAAGAAAGGAAGUUAUGUGGCGAAAUUAAACAGGAAGUACAAGAUCUCAUGCAAUUACAUAUUGAUCGAAAAAGAUUGAAAGAAUAUGUAAGAUUGCGAACAAACAAGAUACUUAGGUCCAAAGAUUUAUUUAAUAUAGCAGCAGCUAAUAAACAAAAGAGGAAUAUAACGCCUGAGAGAGCGUAUCAGUUAUUUAAAAAAAUUCACGACAUAGAGAAAAUGCAAGGCAGAAACAAUGAUAGGAAAAUAUAUUCUGAAUCUGAAGAUGAAAUUGCACAAACGAUAAAAAGGAUAAAAAAAGAACAAGAAUCUCCUUGGGGGCAAGAUGGAUUACCAACUGAAUUGGAAGUGGGUGAAGGAAAUGAUGGUGAUGAUUCUUACAGUGGUCAAUUAACACAAGAAGAAGUGGUAGAUGAAAUUGAUACAACAGAAGGUGAACUAUUGAGAACAAAUAAUGACGGGGAUAUUAUAGCAGCGAACGGUGAAAUUGUAGGAGAGUUAGUAAUGCAAGAUGGGGAUCCAUCUGUAAUUGUCGAGUCCAUUGUGAACGCUGAUGGUUCUGUUUUUGUAGAUGAGAGAGAAUUUAAUACCUAUUGUAACAAUCAUUUAUCACAUACCGUAGAUGGUAGUCAAUCUCCCAGUACUAGAGUUUUAGACAUUGAAACCAUCGCUCCUACUGCUAAUAUGGAAAAAAUAAAAGGAACAUCUACCUCUCCUAAACAGCAAACUAGAUCUCUUACACCUCAGUCACAACAAACUGUAAAAUCGCCAUCAAAUACUUUCAAUGAAUCUGCAGACUCUAGGAUUUGGAUCAUGAAAGAGGCUACAAAUACAGAGGCGGAGCCUGACAGUGAACCUGAAAGUGAAAUAAAUUGUUCGAAGUCGACGACAACUGUAAAAGCAGAUGUUGAUACGCCUGAGGUGAUAUUGUCGGACGAAGCCAGUCAUCAAUUGCUUCAAGAACAAUUAGCAGUACUUCGUGCAGAAAAAGGAAAGUUGUAUCAUGAAACUGAAAUGUUGAAACUUAAAAAAGAUAAAUUAAAAUUACAGAUGAAUUGUUAUUCAAAUGAGAUACGAAAGCAAGAAAUGGAAAAAGAAAAAUUGCGACUUGAAAUUAAAUUGCUACAGUCAAAGGUUAUGGAAGAUUCCAAUGAUGUUUCUCAUUAUAUUUUUGUGCCUUGAACGAUACGUUAUGAUCACAGAAAUAAGUAAUUGCAGAACAAAAGUAACAUGCAAACAAAUUGUUAGGAUGUUUGUUCUGUUAUAAAAAUUUGCAUAAGAAUCAUUGCUCGUAUGUUCAAACGUUUUCGAAUGUUUCGAUAAUGCUCGUUUAUUCAAUUUUAUUUAAUAUCAAUUGCACUAGAAAUUUUCUUAAUGAAGUGAAAUUUAAGAUAUUUUUUUUAUU
Frieseomelitta varia is the source of this 2150-nucleotide messenger RNA. RefSeq lists its product as uncharacterized. The record is from RefSeq and is a predicted model, not a curated record. NCBI's taxonomy places the organism in Eukaryota, Metazoa, Arthropoda, Insecta, Hymenoptera, Apidae. The transcript has 6 exons. Bases 122 to 1927 code for a protein of 601 amino acids.